Monopterus albus (swamp eel) is the source of this 6982-nucleotide messenger RNA. RefSeq names its product tet methylcytosine dioxygenase 2 (gene tet2). Gene Ontology annotation, cellular component: nucleus. The transcript is spliced from 11 exons. The record is from RefSeq and is a predicted model, not a curated record. Gene Ontology annotation, biological process: positive regulation of transcription by RNA polymerase II; myeloid cell differentiation; chromosomal 5-methylcytosine DNA demethylation, oxidation pathway. Lineage: Eukaryota; Metazoa; Chordata; Actinopteri; Synbranchiformes; Synbranchidae. The coding region runs from base 1 to 4446 and encodes 1481 amino acids. Gene Ontology annotation, molecular function: DNA 5-methylcytosine dioxygenase activity.
AUGGAAACAGAAGAGGCCAGACAUGAGACGGAAGAAAGUUUGAUAUUGGCACAAUUUGGCACAUCUCGCAACAUCUCUCACAAACUACAGAAUGGAGGUCCUUCUUCAGAGGGAGACUCUCAGGAGAUCACUGGGGAUACAAACUGGAACCAUUUCAAGCCCAGUGCAGAUGCCAGCUCCAUGAAGAGGCACAGAGAGAACUGCAACAACUCUGCUUCAGGGCAAAGGCUUUUUGAUCAAGGGUCCUACACGAUGAAUAGAAAAUUGAUCAAUGGAGAGUUGAAGCAUGGACUCACUGAACAGUCCUUAGUUGUCCACCAACCCAAGAAGCUAAAAGUAGAUUCUGAGAUUAAAGGAAAUGGCAACAUAGGAUCCCCUUUGGUGGACAACAUUUCUGAGCUGACAAAAGCAGCAGGUCAGCAGAGGCAGGUGGAUAUGGGCUCUUUCCCAACUCUGGACUACAGAAACUGGGACAAAGUGAGGAGCCCGGGUCUGGUCAGCAUCAUGGCACUGACAAGGGCCAUCAAUGUUGGAGGAAAACCCACGGCAAAGAUUCCAGACACUGGGGGGUCCACAAAUGGCAUCAAGGGAUCUAGCACCCUCGAGGAGCAGCAGGAAGGUCUCCCAGCUCAAACACCCUGUGCUCCAGUCCAGCACAACACUGCCCCUGAGUGGCAACAGUCAAAUUCUAAAGCACCUCAAAUGCAGCAGCCUCUAGCCCAGAAAAUGCCUGAGCAGCAUAACUUUACACAAAAUCAGCAGGCAGACAGUCACUGCCACACCCAGAUGCAGUCCGAGCACUUAUGCGAAGACCCUGACAUGCAGGAUAUACUGUCACCUGGGUUUUUAGCAACACAGCAACAGCAGCACUGUCAUCUUUCACUGCCCCACCCAUCACAGUUUGAAGGGCAGCAGCUCAAAUCUCCCAGUUAUAGACCUCACAGUCAGCCUCAGCCAGAUCAGCAGCAGCUUCAGCCUAACCAGCCUCUGAGAAACAAUUAUUUUCAACCCAACAAACAACAUAUCCAGCACAGCAACCAGGCAACAUGUAGUUACAAUAACCCAACAGACAUGCAACUACAACAUCAAAGGCAGUUUCCACCAAACUCAUGCAGCAAUAACCUCAAGCAAUUUCAACCACAGCAGCCUAAAAACCACUGCCACCAGUCCAACCAUGUAGACUUUCCCCAGACCUCUACACAGUCACAACCUCAUCUACCACAAAGUGUGUUAAACCAACAUGUAUCAACACAGAUGUAUCCUAAAGCUGAACAGCAGCUAAAGACAUCAUGCACGCAGUUUCAAAGGGGACCUCAACUACCUCAAGAACCUGUAGGUCCCCAUGGAGACUUUCAGAAGCAUGCAGCCCUUCGUAUGCACCUGUUACAAAAGCAGGAGCGCCAAGGCCCUCUUCAUUCUCCUAAGCGCACUAGUGACCCCACAUACAGCAAGAGAGCUGUGAAAAUGGAAAAUGAACCCAGAUUUGAGCUGCCCGGUCCACAGCAGCAGCAGCAGCAGCAGCAGCAACAGCGGAUACAGAUGCAAGAGCCAGGUAUAGGUGGAAUGCAAGUCAAGCAGGAAAAUCAAUUGUCCCUGUGUGACGAAAGCAAGAGACAAGGAAGCAUCUUGGCCUCUAUGGAACAAAGCCUGAGGCAGUACCAGCUUUCACCUGUGUUUAAAAAAAAAUCCAUUACCAUCAAUUCAUCAAAUAAAGUCAAGGUAGAAUCUUGUGGGCCUGUAACUAUCCUUUCAACCAACACUGACUUGAAUGAAGUGGAAUCACCAGCAGCUGCCUCAGCCACUGUAGCUCUAAAAAAAUCACCUGAUUCUACCUCUAAGAAGGAGCACCUCCUACAAAGCUUUAUGGACUCUCCUAUGAAGCUGUUGGAUACCCCUUUAAAGAAUCUCUUGGAUACCCCCAUGAAAACACAAUAUGACAUUGCAUCCUGCCACUGUGUUGAACAAAUCUGUGAGAAGGAUGAAGGCCCAUACUACACUCACUUGGGAUCAGCGCCUACUGUGGCCGGUAUACGGGAGUUGAUGGAGAACAGGUCUGGUCUAACUGGUCGUGCCAUCAGGAUCGAGAAAGUAGUAUACACCGGCAAGGAAGGAAAAAGCACACAGGGCUGUCCAAUAGCCAAAUGGGUGAUUCGUCGAUCCAGUGUAGAAGAAAAGCUACUGGUGUUGGUAAGGGAACGUGCUCGUCACACAUGUGAGACAGCCUGCAUCAUUGUGGUAAUCCUCUUCUGGGAGGGCAUCCAGCCGAGUCUGGCUGACCGCCUCUACGCCGAGCUGAGCGAAACUUUAACAAAGCAUGGAGCCCUCACCCAGAGACGCUGUGCUCUCAAUGAGGAGAGGACCUGUGCAUGCCAGGGGUUAAAUCCUGACACCUGUGGAGCAUCCUUCUCUUUUGGUUGCUCCUGGAGCAUGUACUACAAUGGCUGCAAGUUUGCCAGGAGCAAAAUCCCAAGAAAAUUCAAGCUACUAGUAGAUGAUGCAAAAGAGGAAGAGAAAAUAGAAAACAACUUUCAAAAUCUAGCAACCUUAUUGGCUCCCCUGUAUAAAACUUUAGCACCUGAAGCUUAUGGAACCCAGGUGGAACAUGAAAACAGGGCACCAGAUUGUCGUCUGGGGGUCAAAGAGGGCCGUCCCUUUUCUGGGGUCACUGCUUGUCUGGAUUUCUGUGCCCAUGCUCACAGAGACCUCCACAACAUGCAGGGUGGUAGCACUGUGGUUUGUACAUUAACAAGAGAGGAUAACCGAGAGAUUGGAAAGAUACCAGAGGAUGAGCAACUCCAUGUCCUGCCACUUUAUAAGGCUUCAAAUACAGAUGAAUUUGGCAGUGAGGAAGGUCAGCAAGAGAAAAUCAAGUCAGGUGCCAUACAAGUCCUCAGUGCCUUCCGCCGCCAGGUGCGCAUGCUUGCAGAGCCAGCCAAAUCUUGCCGGCAAAAAAAGCUGGAAGCUAAAAAGGCAGCUGCCAACAAGAAUGCCAUGCUGGACAGCUCUAAUGAUAAGACAGAGAAGGCCCUGGCCAAGUCCAAAGCCAGCACUUAUGAGAAUACCACUCAGAGCACUCAUAUGGCAGGACCUAUUCCAGGUGUUGUGGGAGCAACCCUACAGGCAGGUCAGCCAACACACCCCCUUGGGGCCCAUCCUCAGCAACAACAGCACCAGAACAUUCUUCCUUGUUAUCCUGGCUCAGCAAAUGCAGCCGUCUACCCCAGGUUCCCCAACCACCCUGGGUCUUUUCCAAGUACUUCCAAGCAAGGCAGCAUGUAUCCUCCUCGGCCAUCGACACCAGGCAGCCCUUAUACCUCCCGGUUCCAGGUACCAAACUCAUGUAUUAAUGGAUCAAACCAAGGUUACCAAUGUAGUGGAGGAAUGCCCUUAGACAAUUACCAUCCAUACUAUGCUUCAAACCCAAAGCACCUGGACAUGUAUCGACAACAACGGCCAGCACUUUACUCAGAACAGCAGUACAGUGCACAUGGACAUUAUGAGUUCAAUUAUCUGCCAAGGUAUGGUGAGCCAGGUUUGCAGGUCAGUGGUUACAAUGCUUGCAACAUGAGACCAGUUCACAGCAUCAGACCUUACACCCCUUAUGGUUCUAAUGUAGCCUCAGAAUCUCAGUUUAUAGACCCCCUCUCAAGAGCACCCUCAGCCCAUGGAGGUCUAGACUAUACAGCUUCUGUGAGUAAAGGUGGUCAAUUUGGAGGUUAUUCAAAUCCAUACCUCUCUGGGAGCUGUCAACUCUUACCCCCAAGCCUUUCCCCAGACUCUUUCCAUAUGCAAAUCAAGACAGAGAUGGGCAUGGCUGGCCCACAGAUGCUUUCUUCUCAGUUAAGUAGUGGCUGUUUAAACCAUGAAAUGCAAUCAGGGUUAGGUCUGCAUAAUGGGAAUCUCAUAGGCUCUGGCAUUAAGCAAGAACCAGGAACACCACAGACAACCACGACACCACAAAAGCCCGAGGUGUGGUCAGACAAUGAGCACAACUUCUUGGACCCUGACAUUGGUGGUGUGGCAGUGGCACCAAGUCAUGGCUCAGUCCUCAUUGAGUGUGCAAAAAGGGAACUCCAUGCCACAACGCCUAUUAAAAAUCCAGACCGCAAUAACCCAACACGUAUCUCCUUGGUUUUCUACCAGCACAAAAAUAUGAAUGAGGCCAAGCAUGGUUUGGCACUGUGGGAAACCAAAAUGGCAGAGAAGGCUCGAGAAAAGGAGGAAGACGCAGAAAAGAAUGGUGGUGAGGGGACACCUAGCAAAGGUGGCAAGAAGGGGGUAAAGCGUGAUCAUUCAGAGUUAUCAGAAAUCACUGGGGAACCUCCUUACAAGCGUUUUAUCCAGGCACUAACGGAGAGGUCCUUGUCAUGUACAACAAAUACCCAUGUCAGUACAUCUCCAUAUGCCUUCACCAAGGUCACAGGGCCUUACAGUCACUUUGUGUAGAAAAUACAAAGUUCAUAUGCACCACUGGCCUUGUCUAAACACCCCUUCCUAUCUGUAAGGUCAGCAACAGUAUUGGGUAGACCUUUCACACCAGGUCUUUUCACCUCUUUAAUACUUGAGCUUUACUAGUUGACCCUACAAAGGAUGCAUUUAUUUUUGUCUGGCAACUUUUGCUAGAUACGCUGUCAAAAUCCCUGGUGCUUUUAGUCUGAUACACAAGGACCUAUUUUUUUACUGGAAACAAAAGUUUCAUUUUUUGUGGAUUUAUUUUUCUUACACAACUUUAGAGAUGUAAUCUUAGCAUAAAACACUGACCUUGUAAAUGACAACAUUCGUGGUGCUAAAAUACGUGCUUAUUAUAUUUUAAUUCAAAUGUCUUCACACUAUAACAUAACACACUGAACAACUAACACUCAGUGACUAACUGUAUGGCAAUGGAAAUAUCAUCCUACUGUCAUAUCAUCAGCAUCAUGAUGGACUUUGGCAAGUCGGUGCUUUCUAGAGCAAUUUUUUGAUAAUGAGAUUGAAAUGUUUUGGCAAUACCUUUAAAUCAUAAAAUGUGGUUAUACUGUAUCACUACACUGACAGUAGUUGAUUUUUAAGCAUCAGUAAAAUUAAAUUCAUCAAUAUAUAACAGACAGUUGUAUGAGCAACCCAUGAAAAUGUUUUGUUUAUGAAAAAGCAGUAUUUUUAAAACUACCCUGCUGUUGGUGCUUCUUUCACUUUCAUGUCAUCUUUACUGUAAAUUGAGCCAUUCUAAUGGUGCAUUUUUAACAUUUUGUGGAAUACAAUCUACAUGUUUGGUUUAAUUUACUGUUUCCCAGGUUUACUUUGUCUGCGACUGUUUUUAGUGUUCCUUACCGUAGGUUCAUUGAACAAACCUGGACUGUGAAUUACAUGUAGUUUUAUGUCUGUGAUGCUUAGUGAAUGCCCUUUUUAUACACUGAGGAACAUGAAACAGGGUAAGCUCAGUGUCAGUGAGGGCAGCUGGCUUGCCGUGGGGUCUUUAAUUAUUUUAAUCUAAGUGUAAGAUAAACAGGUAAGAUUUGUACAGUAAAUUAAUUUCCCUUUUUGAAAUCACUGUUAUAAUUUUUUUGUUGUAAAGAAUGCUAGCCUUUUUCAUUGUAUUUCAUAAGGUGCUAUUCAACCUACUAGAAAUAUACAAUGUUAAGAUUCUUUGGGCAGUGAGAAGGCUUUUUUAAUAAUGUACAGUCCAAACCUGUCAUAUACCUCAGAACUAGUUUGGCAAUAGUAAUAUAAGACAUUUACUUUUCUUCUUUUGUAUAGAACUUUCAAAAUGUUUCAGACCACCAAAAGACGUUCAUUUUUUACUUUCUUAUUAAUCUGCUAGAAAGUAUUACUUGAACUUGAAUCUUUGAUAUUAGUAUAAAAUCAGGGAUGUUUCCAACUGAUUUUGCAUACAUCUUUACAGCCUGUAUCUUUUGCUCAUUCAGGAAAAAUACUUUCUUGGCAUAUAUUUUCGAUAGCAGGAUGUUGAUAAUCUUCUAAAAGUAAUUUGACCAUAUAUGCCCUGAACUGACCUAAAGGGACGACGUGAUAUUGACCAAGUUAAAAGUACAACAGUACAGUUCAAUUUAAUUAUCACCACUAAGCAAAUGCAUAAUGAUUUUUUCUUCCCUGCUCAUUUGAUUUAAUUAUUGUGAUGUAAAAUGGAAUGAUUGUCAUGUUACAGUAACAACUCACCCCCCACAUGUUUUGAUAGCACUUCUUUCUUUCUUUAUUUUUUUUAUGAGAAAAUGUGAUAAAGAAUUGCAAAAUGUUUUAUUUAAACAGAGUUAAAUGUGUUUAAAAAUAAAUUAUGUCACAUUGUAUAUAACAAGAAUUUGAAUUACAUAAACACAACUCAUUCUUUGAUGAUAUAUAGGGGUUGUUGUUUUUGUCAAACUGACCCACAGCCUCUCUAUUAGCUAUCCUAAUUAUAUCUUAGAAUAUCUUUUCGCUUUUUCUGGUCAAGAAAAUGACCAUGGUUAAAUUAUUUAGGAACUCUUUGUAAAUACUACCCUCACUGGCACAGCAGUGUUUACAGCUAUAGUAUACUGUUAGUACUAGUUUCUUUUUUUUACUGUUCCAGUUUUCUAAAAUAAAUCUACAUAAAAAAAAAGUUUAAUUUCAUUGUAUAAAAGCCAGCUAUAGUAGCGAGUUGUGAUUGAGAAAGCUGAGGUGUCUAAGAUACAGCAGGUUAAACGCAUAGCCAUACUUGAAGAUGCUUCAGAGUGUUUCUUCGUGCUUCAACAUUACUUGAAUGAUUUUUUGGGCUUAAGUGCACUAUAUGUGUUCAGCUCAAAGGUUAAGCUAGCAGUUGAUAAACACUUUUUUUGCAGUUCUACACUAAAACUAUAACAAAAAGUGCAACUUUUUGCUUCUCAUUUUCUUUUUAAGGCUUCUCUUGUUUUCCUGAAGUUUGGUUUGCUACAAAAAAUGGAAAAACGAAUGGGUAAUUACUGUAAGUAUUGUAAUCUAUUGAAUGCAGUUUAUCUGAAAGCUGUUUAUUAUAUCAUUCCUGACAUUGCUGAGA